AUGGACGCUGCUAGUGGCACGUCGUCGGGGAUAUUUAAUAUCCUCGGCAAGGGAUUAAAGCUAAACAGCAAGGAAGAUAUUUCACCGUAUCUAGCAGAACUGGAAAAGAUUGAGCCACUUCAUGAAAUCCACCUUGGUGGCAACACAUUGGGUGUAGGCGCAUGCCAGGCUCUAGCUAAUGUACUGAAAACGAAAAAGACACUCAGGGUUGCUGACAUGGCCGAUAUAUUCACUGGAAGACUUAUCACCGAGAUUCCAGAUGCGCUGCGUGCGCUCUGCGAUGCUCUAGUUGAUCAUGAGCAGCUGGAAGAAGUCAACCUGUCGGACAAUGCGUUUGGUGGUCGGUCAGCGGAACCUAUGGUGAACUUACUCACCAACAACCGGCACAUUAGCGUGCUUAAACUGAGCAACAACGGACUUGGAGUUUCUGGUGGCACUAUUGUUGCUGACGCGCUAUACGAAUCAGCAAAACACCUCAAGGACGGCGAGAAGAGUCAGCUACGUGUAGUCGUAUGUGGGCGCAAUCGUUUGGAAAAUGGCUCCGCAAUCGCUUGGGCGCGUGCAUUUGCGCAACACCGUGGAAUCACGGAGGUCAGUCUGUACCAGAAUGGAAUUCGCAUGGAAGGUGUGCGAGCGCUGUGUGAAGGUCUGUCCGACUGCAAAGAUCUCGAGGUGCUAAAUCUACAAGACAACACCGCUACGUUGCGAGGAUCGAGAUCCGUUGCGAAGGCGCUACCGAACUGGCCUCAUCUGCGGACGCUGAACCUGUCUGACUGCUUGCUGAAGUCGAAAGGCGGCUCACUGCUCUUCGAGUCACUGAGUAUGGGGCGAAACAAGAAGCUUACGACACUGCAUCUGCAGUACUGUGACCUGAAUCGCGAUGCGCUGCAUAAACUGGGACAUGCAAUUGAGCACCAUCUAAGUGAGCUGAAGACGCUCGAAAUCAAUGGCAACUUUGCCGAUGUGGACGAUGACUGCAUUUCCAAGAUCGCUGCUUCUCUGGAGAAGUGGGGCCACAGCGAGGCACUGGACGAGCUGGAUGAAAUGGAUCCUGAAGGCGAGGAAGACGAGGAAGACGAGGAGGACGAGGAGGACGAGGAGGACGAUGAAGAAGAUGUUGGCGAGAAGGAGAAGAAGGACCCUGAGGCUGACGAUUUGGCUGAUGAACUUGCAAAGACACACAUCCAGUCUUGA
Malassezia globosa CBS 7966 is the source of this 1194-nucleotide messenger RNA. RefSeq lists its product as uncharacterized. Gene Ontology annotation, molecular function: GTPase activator activity; small GTPase binding. The coding region runs from base 1 to 1194 and encodes 397 amino acids. Gene Ontology annotation, cellular component: cytosol; perinuclear region of cytoplasm; nucleus. The record is from RefSeq and is a predicted model, not a curated record. The transcript has a single exon. Gene Ontology annotation, biological process: nucleocytoplasmic transport; activation of GTPase activity. NCBI's taxonomy places the organism in Eukaryota, Fungi, Basidiomycota, Malasseziomycetes, Malasseziales, Malasseziaceae.